UACCUCCGCAGCAGCAGCAACAUGGUCGGCAACAGGUACAACACCUUGUGCAGCAACAGGUUCGACAGCAGGUACAGCAGCAGCGUGGCCUACAACAACAACAGCCACAUCCACAACCGCAGCCGCAGCCGCCUCCUUGUCUCUUCACUCGAAGGGAAGAUUCCGAUUCGGUCAGGGUGUUGA
Haemonchus placei is the source of this 183-nucleotide messenger RNA. Lineage: Eukaryota; Metazoa; Nematoda; Chromadorea; Rhabditida; Trichostrongylidae. The record is from the annotation of a GenBank genome assembly.